AUGAACAAAAGCCUUGAUGAAGCUGAAGAGAUAAUAGAAAAUGUGGCACUAAACCGCCAUCAGUGGGCAUCUGAAAGAUUUAGCGGUGCUUUCUCAGGAAAUCAGAUGAAGGCGUCAGGAAAAUUCGAGGUGGAUGCAUUCACACUCAUGUCUACGAAGUUGAACGCCCUAACUAAGAAAUUCGAAGCUAUGGGUAGCAACACAGCUAAUGCAAUAGUCUGUGCUUGCGACAUCUGCGGAAGUGCGGACCACGCUCAGGAUACUUGCCCCCUUGGGCCAAUGCAGGCACAGAUAAACCAGCUUGAGCAAUGCGAUGCAAUAACGGGCUACAAUCAGAGGAACCACCCCAACUUUUCAUACCGAAAUAAUCAGGACCAAGGGCCGACACAUCAGACCUACCAACAUGGACAACAGGCUCAUCAACAGCAGCAAUCUACACAGCUGUCUAGGAUUGAAAAGAUGCUUGAGGAAGCUCUCUCGGAGCAUAAGGAGAUGAGGAGCGAGAUCAAGCAACUGACUCAGAGGCUGGAGAACUCGGAAAAACACCAGAAGAUGCAAGACAGCCAGAUAGCCCAGAUAGCUCAGUCCGUCUCAAGAGCACAAGGUACAUUCCCAGGGAAACCGGAUUUAAAUCGGGUGGAACAUUGCAAUCACAUUGAGCUGCGGAGCAGACGUACUGUGGGAAACCCUCAAAUCAUCACUCAGAUGGAGGUUGACUCAGAAAAAGAACCCACUCUCCUAAUGCCAAAUCAGACUCAAAACAGGGAUGGAGAAGAGGGUACUAAAAAGAUUGGAGAAGCUUGUCAGACCACCCCACAGAAUCAGAUGAUCUCGUUUCCUCAGAAGCUUAUAGCAUCCCAAAAGGAUGAAGAGUUUCACCGGUUUCUGAAAAAGGUUAAAGAGAUUUGCAUUGAGGUACCAUUGUUAGAUGCGCUGCACCAGAUGCCUAAGUUCGCAAAAUUUUUAAAGGGAAUCUUAUCCAAUAGAAGGCAAAAAUGCGACUUCGAGACCAUAGCAUUGAUAGAGGGUUGCAGUACUCUUUUUUGGCGAAUUCUCCACCAAAACUUCAGGAUCCAGGAAGUUUCUCCAUACCGUGCAAAAUUAGCUCUGAACUCAUACCGAGAGCCUUCUGCGAUUUGGGUGGAAGAUGUGCCAGUAGAAGUGGGGGGUUGUGUCAUCCCCACGGACUUCAUCAUCAUGGAUAUGAAGGAGGACCUCAAAAUCCCGAUCAUUCUUGGAAGACCAUUCCUUGCCACGGCAGGAGCCCUCAUUGAUGUGAAGAAUCACAAGCUAUCAUUGGAGAUUGGUAAAGAAAGAAUUGAAUUUGAUUUGUCCAACCCUUCUAACUACGUCUCCUCUUCCCAGGGAAAUCCUAGCGAGAUAGACGCACGCGGGGUUGAGGAGCGCACCUUUCGAGAAUUCCCCUCCCGCGGACGACAAGAAAUAUAUAUGUCCUGCGCAAUCAAAGCUAAAGGCGCAAACUGGAACACUAACCAUAGGAGGAGAGCCAUGCUUCCAUGGGUUUAG
Molecule: messenger RNA, 1527 nt
Organism: Zingiber officinale
Lineage: Eukaryota; Viridiplantae; Streptophyta; Magnoliopsida; Zingiberales; Zingiberaceae
Exons: 3
Coding region: 1-1527 (508 amino acids)
Source: RefSeq, a predicted model, not a curated record